AUGAACAAUCCAGUAAAGUGCCGCACCAUUAUCUACAUAUUCCAGACAUCAAACAGUCUAACGCACUGCAACCUCGCCAUUUUUGGAUUAAAGAGAGCCCCUCACCCUGCAGCAGCCCCAGCCAUACCCCUCCUCCCCCCCAGGAACAGACCAGCCAGCCCCCCCCAGGCACGCACAGAGCCAACCAGCCCCCCCCAUCAGUCCCACCGCCACCCUCCACCUAGCAGUCCCAACAGCACAAGCCACAACCCACCCCAGAUCCUCCAGCAGUACCCCCAGUCUAGCACACCAGGGCCCCCGCGCAGGCAGGCCAGGGACACAGCCCUACCCCCCAGCACCCCCCCACCAGCUGCCGAACAGUCCCACCCCAUCAGCGCCAGUCACACACCAACACACCACAGUCCACUACAGAACACAACCCCCCCACAGCCCAGACAGCUCCACCCCACACAGCCAGCGACCAGCACCAGCAGACAAGAACGCAGACACCGCAGCAGACCCGCAGCCUCCAGCACCAGCCCAGACCCCAGGCCCCCCACCAGCACAGCCAGCACCCCCCUAGCCCAACAGCAGAGCCCAGAAAACAGCCCUGACCAUACCCCAGUCCCCCAGCUAGGUCUUACCAGCCAGGCCAUCCCAGGCCAGCCCCCCCCCACUAGAGGAACCAGACAGCAGCUCAGCACCGCAGACAGGACUGCGGCGCACUCCAGGCACCCGCACCCCAGACAGCACAGUACCUGGGAAACAGCAGCCCCCCCCCAGCCACCCGCCCCAGCACACACAGGCGACUGUCCCCAGCAGACCCUCCCAGCUCCAGACCCUCCCAGCCCCCACCCGUCCUCCAGCCUCAGCAGGACCAGUCUCCACCCCCAGCCUCCCCCUACAUCCCACCACAGGCCGCCCAGGGCCCAGCAGCCACCCCCAGCUCAGGACCCUCCACCAGACCACCACGGAACACCACCACAGCCCCCUGCCAGCACCCCAGCAGACCCCCAGCCCCAGCUCAGCCAGCGCACCCUCCACCUCAGCCCACACCCACCCAAAUACCCCCCCAGCCUAAGGCCACAGGCUCAGCAGGCAGAUACUCUCAGCCAGACCAAGCCCACCACACCAGAGUACCCAGUCCAAGACCCACAAGGAAACCUUGCCCCAACACACACAGCGCACCAGCCAAGCAGCCCAACGGACUAG
Messenger RNA from Homalodisca vitripennis (glassy-winged sharpshooter), 1191 nucleotides. Its product is annotated as extensin-like. The coding region runs from base 1 to 1191 and encodes 396 amino acids. The transcript has 4 exons. The record is from RefSeq and is a predicted model, not a curated record. Lineage: Eukaryota; Metazoa; Arthropoda; Insecta; Hemiptera; Cicadellidae.